AUGGAGGGUAAGGAAGGGAUCUUUGAUUUUGCCUUUGUGGAUGCGGACAAGGAGAACUACAUCAAUUAUCAUGAACCGUUACUUAAACUUGUUAAGAUUGGAGGAGUGAUUGCCUAUGACAACACUCUUUGGUUUGGUUCCGUUGCAUAUGAUACCGAUGAUGACAUAUUCAAUAAUGAUCCAGUUAUGGGUUUUAUUAAAACGAUUGGACAUGGUGCAAUUAGGGACUUGAAUAGCUUCCUUGCAACUGACCCUCGUAUUGAGUCGACCCUUCUUUCGAUUGGUGACGGUGUUACACUUUGUAGACGCAAGUAUUGA
Chenopodium quinoa (quinoa) is the source of this 318-nucleotide messenger RNA. RefSeq names its product flavonoid 3',5'-methyltransferase-like. Bases 1 to 318 code for a protein of 105 amino acids. The record is from RefSeq and is a predicted model, not a curated record. The transcript has a single exon. Gene Ontology annotation, molecular function: S-adenosylmethionine-dependent methyltransferase activity; O-methyltransferase activity. NCBI's taxonomy places the organism in Eukaryota, Viridiplantae, Streptophyta, Magnoliopsida, Caryophyllales, Amaranthaceae.